Brassica napus (rape) is the source of this 2280-nucleotide messenger RNA. Its product is annotated as E3 ubiquitin protein ligase RIN2. The record is from RefSeq and is a predicted model, not a curated record. NCBI's taxonomy places the organism in Eukaryota, Viridiplantae, Streptophyta, Magnoliopsida, Brassicales, Brassicaceae. Gene Ontology annotation, biological process: protein ubiquitination; ubiquitin-dependent protein catabolic process; positive regulation of plant-type hypersensitive response. Bases 239 to 1981 code for a protein of 580 amino acids. Gene Ontology annotation, cellular component: cytosol; ubiquitin ligase complex; plasma membrane. Gene Ontology annotation, molecular function: ubiquitin protein ligase activity; ubiquitin binding. The transcript has 13 exons.
UAUCGCUUUUUUUUUCAGUUUCGUACACUUUUGUAAUAAUAAUACUUUUCUUUCUGUAAGAAGAGAGAUUGAUUUUGUCCUUGUAAGAAGAAGAAGAAGAAGAAGAAGAAGAGAGAUGCAGAGAGGCCUUUGCUAAAGAGAAUAUCCAAUCGACAGCUUCUCGGAUUCAGAUGGCAUUAUGGUAAUAUGAUUAAGUUGAGAUUCUGGUGGGGACUAAGCCAAUCUGUUAUAGUUCCUAAUGGGGAUAAGGUACUUGCAAGUCUCGGUGGCAUCAACUGCUCUGAGCUUUGUGGGGCUUCAAGUCUGGACAGAGCUGUCUCUGGCUGGGCUUAGAGAAGAUGGGCUAAUAGCCAAGAACAUUUCUUUAGGAGACGACUCUGAACAUGCGCUUGAGCUGCUUCUGGGUUCUUACUUUACAAUCGCCCUGCUGACAAAUUUUGUGCUCAAUGUGUAUGUUCUUCUGCUACUUUCUCUCAAGACUUUGUUUUUUGGAGAUUUAUACGGCGCUGAAGCUAAAAAGUUGGUGGGGAGACUUGCCAAUUACAUCAUUUACAAGGGUAUAUUUCUGCCGCUGGUGAUUCCCGCAACAAUAUUUCAGGGUGUACUGUGGACAGUUUGGCUUACUGUUCUAUGCACUUUAAAGAUGUUUCAAGCUUUGGCUAGAGACCGGCUUGAACGAUUGAAUGCAUCUCCUUCUUCUACACCGUGGACUUACUUUCGUGUGUAUUCAGUGCUCUUCUUCGUUCUCUCUGUUGAUAUGUUGUGGAUAAAGCUUUCCCUUAUGACAUACAAUACAACUGGCUCUUCUGUGUAUCUGUUGUUACUUUUUGAGCCAUGCAGUAUAGCUUUUGAGACCUUGCAGGCGCUGUUAAUUCAUGGGUUUCAACUGCUUGAUAUGUGGAUCAACCACUUAGCAGUGAACAACUCGGACUGCCAAAGAUCUAAGUUUGUCGAUUCCAUGACAGCAGGUUCACUGUUGGAAUGGAAGGGCCUCCUCAACCGAAACUUUGGUUUCUUUCUGGACAUGGCUACGUUGGUAAUGGCACUAGGUCAUUAUUUGCAUAUCUGGUGGCUGCAUGGCCUUUCCUUUCAUCUAGCGGAUGCAGUUUUGUUUCUCAACAUACGUGCAUUGCUCAGUGCAAUUUUGAAACGAAUGAAAGGAUACAUCAAACUGAGAAUAGCUCUGGGCUCUCUCCAUGCAGCCCUUCCUGAUGCAACUUCUGAAGAGUUACGGGCAUAUGAUGAUGAAUGUGCUAUAUGCCGGGAACCUAUGGCUAAAGCUAAAAGGCUUCACUGCAACCACCUUUUCCAUCUUGGAUGCCUGCGAUCCUGGUUGGAUCAAGGUCUAAAUGAGGUUUAUUCUUGUCCUACAUGUCGUAAACCUCUUUUUGUCGGUAGAACUGAAACUGAGGUGAACACUAGAACAGUGGAAGUCUCAACUGAUGAGCAGUUAGCCCGUCAGCUUGAAAGACAAGACAAUCCUGGGCAUCCACUAGCCACUGGAUUGUUUCCUCAUGAGAUGCCAAACUCCAUUGAAAGUGAUCCUUCAAGGAACUUAGGAUUGGAUCCAAGCUGGCUACAGACAUGGUCAGGUCAGGGUGUUGAUGUAGCUGGUCCCUCUACGGCGUCUAGGUCCGUUGGACUGGGGCGGGUUCAGAUGAUGAUGAGGCAUCUUGCAUCUGUUGGGGAAAGUUAUGCUCAAACUGCACUUGAGGAUGCUGCUUGGAGUUUAUGGCCGAUGAACCCUUCACAAGCAUCCAGUUCUUCUACAACCUUGCGUCCUCUAGGUGCUGGUGGAAGGACAGGUGGUCUGCAUUUAAGUACUGUAUCAAGUGGAGCAAAUGAAAGCUUGGCAAGUAUACUAGCUAUGGCCGAGACAGUGAGGGAAGUCAUGCCACAUGUGCCAGAUGAAAUUAUUUUCCAGGACUUGCAGAGAACAAACUCUGUUGCUAUUACAGUGAACAAUCUUCUCCAGAUGUGAUGAUAGUUUGACCACUUGCUGCACUUCCAUUUCAACCUUAUAGAUUUACUUUACGUUUACGUUUACACAACACUCAACAUUCCAAGCUUCACCCGCUGUAAAUAGGAGGCGUUGUGCAUAUAGAGAAGAAGAGUCUCUAGUGUAUGGCUUCUGUUCAUUGCUCUCUUGCAGAAAAUAAAGUUUGGAUAUAUACACAAGGUGUUAUGUUGCUAUGGCUCGGAGCCAUUGGCUCCUGUAUAAGAAUAUGUAAUUUACGAUAAAAUGAAGUUAAUUAAAGAGUACUGUUGUUAUUGAUCCAA